AUGCCUCAACUGCGCAAGACUGCCCCAGUCUCUGCUCCAAAGACCGCACCAGGUAGCCCGGAUGCUAGGAAACGCAAGCGAGGUGGUGCAGUCGCUGUCGACGUCCCUGACAGUGAAGCCAGUCCCAGGGGCCGCAAGCGUGUGAAACCAGCUGACCACGGCGCGGACCUCGGGCCGAAGACCUUUGGAAAGAAGCACGAGGAAGCGGCCGUGAGCGUGGAAAAGGAAGUGACCACGGAAGCCUGCGUGGCGGCGAAUGGUAAAUUGGCACUGAAGGAGGAGGCGAAGGUAGCGAUCGAGCAAAUCGAAACGCCCAACACGGGUGCUCGCAAACGAAAGACCAAAUCGAAGGUCAAGCAAGAAGCUAGAUCUGACUCGGAAGCAGACGAGCUUGAGGCAGACAAAAUACAACAGGACGAACCGGUCAAGCCGAAGCGGAAACGCAAAACGAAGGAAGAGAAGGAAGCUGAAGCUAUGCCCCUUGCUGUUCGUACUGUCGGCUUGAAGAUGUACGUGGGCGCUCAUACGAGUAUAGCGAAGGGAGUGGAAAAUGCAGUCACAAAUUGCGUGCAGAUCGGAGGCAAUGCGUUUGCAUGUUUCCUCAAGUCGCAGCGGAAAUGGGAGAAUCCUGCAUUAAAAGAUGAGAACAGAGAUGCGUUCAAAAAGGCCCUGGUAGAACACAAAUACGACGGACUGUCGCAUAUCGUUCCACAUGGAUCUUAUCUCGUCAACUUGGCGACCGAGGAUGAGGAUAAGGCAAAGCAAUCUUAUGAUGCGUUUAUUGACGAUCUCCAUCGUUGCGAAGCCCUCGGAAUCCGAUACUACAACUUCCAUCCAGGGGGAGCUGGCCAGAGCCCUUUUGCAGAGGCGGUCACUCGACUCGCCAACAACCUCAACCGGGCAUUAUCGGAAACCAAAACUGUUGUCCCUCUGUUAGAGAACAUGGCGGGACAUGGCACCCUGAUCGGAGGACGGUUUUCGGAUCUACGAGAUGUGAUCUCCCAGAUCAAGCCGGAGUAUCGGUCCCGGAUUGGUGUCUGCAUCGACACAUGUCAUGCAUUUGCGGCAGGGUACGACCUGCGCAGUCCGGAAGAGUUCAAGAAGACGAUGGACGAAUUCGACAGUGUCGUGGGCUUCAAGUACCUCAAGGCAAUGCACCUGAACGACUCCAAGAUGCCAUUGGGCAGCCAUAGGGACCUCCAUCAGAACAUCGGCCUGGGGUUUCUUGGACUCCGUGCGUUCCACAAUGUCAUGAACGAGCCGCACUUCCAGAACCUACCCUUGAUUCUCGAGACACCCUGCGAGAAGCCGGACCCGAGCGACCCAAAGGGAAAGAAAAUGAUCGACGACAAGAGCAUCUGGGCGACAGAAAUCAAACUCCUCGAGAGCCUAAUCGGAAUGGACCCCGAAGGGGAAGACUUCAAGCGACUGGAGAGCGAGUUGAGUGAAAAGGGUAAGAAAGAGAGGGAUCAGAUGCAGGCGCAGUAUGAGAGGUUAAGGGAGAAGAAGCUGGACCAGGAGAGGAAGAAACUGGCCAAAGAGAAACAACCCGAGAAGGGGCAAAAGAGUCUGAUGGACAUGUUUGCUGGAAAACAGGUCGUCAAUGGUGCAGUAAAGGGCAAGACGCAGAAGAGGCGGAAGGGGAAGAAGGUCGCGGAAAGCGAGUCCAGUGAACUCAGCGACUUGAGCGAUAUGAGCGAUAUGAGCGAACUCGAGCGAUGA
Molecule: messenger RNA, 1722 nt
Organism: Fonsecaea erecta
Lineage: Eukaryota; Fungi; Ascomycota; Eurotiomycetes; Chaetothyriales; Herpotrichiellaceae
Exons: 1
Coding region: 1-1722 (573 amino acids)
Biological process (GO): base-excision repair
Cellular component (GO): mitochondrion; nucleus
Molecular function (GO): DNA binding; phosphoric diester hydrolase activity; zinc ion binding
Source: RefSeq, a predicted model, not a curated record